Solanum pennellii is the source of this 870-nucleotide messenger RNA. RefSeq lists its product as uncharacterized. The coding region runs from base 1 to 870 and encodes 289 amino acids. Gene Ontology annotation, biological process: DNA integration. NCBI's taxonomy places the organism in Eukaryota, Viridiplantae, Streptophyta, Magnoliopsida, Solanales, Solanaceae. Gene Ontology annotation, molecular function: nucleic acid binding. The transcript has 3 exons. The record is from RefSeq and is a predicted model, not a curated record.
AUGUAUAGGAGGACUCCAGAUUUAAGUCUUUUGAGAUGUGUGGAUGCUGGUGAAGCUGUGAGGCUUAUUGAACAGAUACAUGCUGUAGUUAGCGCUUGGGGAAUGGAUGUCAUCGGUCCUAUAGAGCCGGCCGAUUCUAAUGGACACAGAUUCAUUUUGGUUGCCAUUGAUUAUUUCACCAAAUUUGGAGUUCCAGAAUCCAUCAUUACUGAUAACGGUGCAAAUCUCAAUAGUCAUUUGAUGAGAGAUAUAUGUGAGCAAUUUAAGAUUAUUCAUCGAAUGUUAACUGCUUAUCGCCCCCAAAUGAACGGAGCUGUAGAGGCCGCCAACAAGAAUAUCAAAAUGAUUUUGAGGAAAAUGAUUGACAAACAUCGAGGUUGGCAUGAAAUGUUGCCAUCUGCUUUACUAGGAUAUCGAACGACGGUCAGGACAUCGACUGGUGCUACUCCAUACUUGCUAGUGUACGGAACAGAGGCAGUCAUACCUGUUGAAGUCGAGAUACCAUCAUUGAGGAUCAUCCAAGAAGCUGAAUUAAGUAACGCUGAGUGGGUUAGCAAAUGGAUUGAUCAACUAGCUUUGACUGAUGAAAAGGGAAUGAUUGUUGUUUGCCAUGGCCAGUUGUAUAGACAGAGAAUGACCCGCACCUUUCACAAAAGAGUAAGAGCAAGAGAUUUUGAAGUUGGUCAGUUGGUUCUUAAGCGUAUUUUUCCUCAUCAAGACGAGUACAAAGGAAAGUUCGCACCAAACUGGCAGGGUCCUUACAUGGUUCGUAAAGUAUUAUCUGGAGGUGCUUUGGUCCUGUUAGAGAUGGAUGGCAGUGUAAGGCCUAAACCUAUCAACUCAGAUGUUGUCAAGAGAUACUAUGUGUGA